Molecule: messenger RNA, 1664 nt
Organism: Pararge aegeria (speckled wood butterfly)
Lineage: Eukaryota; Metazoa; Arthropoda; Insecta; Lepidoptera; Nymphalidae
Exons: 1
Coding region: 84-800 (238 amino acids)
Source: RefSeq, a predicted model, not a curated record
UUUAGUUUCUUGCGAGUUAUAAGUUAAUUUUGUAAUAUUUCAGAUUAUAAAUAAAAAUUCUUAUGUAGCUUUUAAUAUCCAAAAUGUUUAAACAUUUAGUAAUUUGUUACAUAUUCUUUAUUUGCUUGAUUCGAGGAAAACUGAUACCUCCAGUUAAUACUGAAACUAGAACAACAUUUCCGAUUGUAUCAGCUCUAUCAGAGAACAACAAAAAUGUUAUGCAUAAGGAAUUAAGUGAAGCUGGGUCAAAAACAAUUAUUAACACUGUCACUUUGCCUAGUAAUGAUAUGGCUCUCUUAAAUUUAGAAAAAAAUAUAAGUGUGACUAAGGCAACAUCUGUGGUUGCAAGAAAAGGAGUCAAUUACGAUGAUGGCAUCAAAAGCCAAGAACAAAAAUUGCCCUCUGAUAUGCCUACUCUUCAGGUAUCUAAUAAAACCAAUAAACCUGAUCUAGUACAGAAGGAAAACACAGUUUUAAAUAAGACAAUUAUACUUGGAGAUGAUGUACAAAAAUUAAAUAUUACAAAAAUACACAAGCCUUUACUGGUAUCUUCUGAAGCAAUUGAAAAAAUAGACAAAAUUAACAAUGUGAAUGUUGAUGAUAAUAUCCUUAGUACUAAAGCUCAUGUGGUCAAGGCUGGAAGCCACCCUGAAAUUAUUCUGCCUAUAGUAAUAACAAUUUUGGUUGUUCCUAUGUUUGCAAUAGUGGGCUAUAUGGCACUUAAAAGGGGUCAAGAGGCUUGGAAUAAUAGGCACUACAAAAGAAUGGAUUUCCUUCUUGAUGGGAUGUACAAUGACUAAAUAUAAAAUGCUAAAAGAAAAGUAAAUGUGACACAGAUUAGUUGAAUCGUGCCAAUACAUAUUGCAGCAAUUCAAUUACAGUAGUUUAGGAUAAUAUACAUAAUGUGAUUUGACAACAUGUUGUAGUGUGUGUGAUAAUCAAAAGUAAAAUUAAGAUGUAAGUUUAAAUUUAAGAUGUAAGUUUAUUAAGUCUUACAUCUUAAAUUUAAACAAAAAUAAUCCAACCCACAUUGACCUAGUUUCUAUAUAUUUAGGGCCUUAUAAAGAAAUGUGGUGAAAUAUUAGAAUAUUUAUGAAGUGUUUUUCAUGCUGACAUUACAAAGAUGUUAUCAGUUAAAGUGUGACAAAACACUCUAUAACUGUUGCAAUUUUAUGCCCCAUUUAUUAUUUAUAAGGCCAUAAAUGUCUCAAAACAAUGUAGGUUGGAUCCUUUUUGUUUAACAAGGUCCAUUUUAUCCAACCUGCCUACUUACAUUUGAUCAGCAUUGAGAGCCUAAGCUGUAAAUUGCACAUUUCUAAUAGGUAGGUUGGCUGUGCAACUGUGGGACAUUAAUAAGUUGAGGAUGAUGACCAUCAUCAUCAGAGUUAAAUCCAAACAUACAAAAAAUGAGCCUGUGAUUAAAAGAUGAUGUUUGGAAGUUAUAGACUUUGUUAACAAGUUAACCGAUUUAUAUCAUUUAAUAAGGGUAAAAUAUACAUAAUUUCAUAAUUAUCUAUGCCAACAUUAACAUUCAACCUAGGUCUUGGGAUCCAGACUUGCAUGCAAGUUAACCAUCAAGCUUUGUGUUGUUCAAUGGGUUGAAACCACUUUUCCAGUCUCGGUACGGACCAAUUAAAAUUAUAUCCAAUAUCAAAAACUAUUUU